AUGCGGUUACGGCGGAGUUCACCAUGGCUCUUACUGCUACUUGCCACCUCCGCCAUCGCCGACCUAGACUCACCCAAAGACGGACGACUGCAGAAGCGGCAGGCGGUCGAGGGCUCGCUUACGAAUGAUCAAGUACUGGGUCUGGGCACGAAGAAAGGCGAGGCAAUAGGACGAGGGAAAGGAAAGGUCAACCCCAAUGCGGGAGUCAUCCCGGAAAACACCUACCUGCCCAAAGCGACCCUGUCAGCGAGACCAUAUGUUGGUACUGAAGAUGCGCCGGUGGAUGGGCUGGAUGGCAAACCGCAUGCCGGACCAUUCGUGGACACGACACCAGAAUCAGCAUUAUCGAAAAAGGGUGGCGCAGCUGCUACUACAUCGACCGCCAAGGCUGUACCGACAUCACUAGAGAAGUUCGCGAAAGGAGCAGCAGAUAUACCCGAGAAGAACGAUGGGGUCAUGAACGAUGAGACGCGAGUCGCGCCGAAGAAAGGCACGACGGGGACGGAAGGAGGGAUCAGUGAGAAGGAGAAAGCGCGGAAAGCAAAAGGGCAGACGGAGAAGGAGGUCCAGUCACCGAAGGAAGCACCACCGCUUCCACAUAGCGAACAAGAGCGUAUAGCAGCGGAAAAGGAGAAAGCAUCCACACCGCAAGAGAAGGAGAAAGCUAGGCAAGUGGCGCCAAAGGACAGUAAACCAAAAGACAGCAAGCCAGCCGAAAAGGGAGCAGAAGCUCCAGCGGCGAAAAAGGAAGGCGCGUUCGGGUUGGAGAAACCCACAGAUCUCCCCGACACACCCCACAACAUCCCCCAUCCGGACCCCAAAGGCCCGAGCAUGCCCGGAAGCGAAGGAGGCUCCAAAGCCAACGGCGAACCACCAGUAGGAGGCACAGACAAGAAAUCCUGGCUGCAAGAAACGAUGCCCUACACCGAAGGCCAACCGCGACCGAAAACUCUCAAACCACUCUCCGAUACUACCGCUGGAGCAGCAGCAGGAGCCAUACCAGCAGCAGCUGGGAAGAUAGCGGCCGGAGGCGGUGAGAUGGAAUGGCACGAAUGGUUCCACUCCUUCGUGCUCUCCUUGACCAUGAUCCUCUUCUCCGAAAUCGGCGACAAAACCUUCCUCAUAGCCGCCCUAAUGGCAAUGCGGCACCCACGCCUCCUCGUCUUCUCCGCCGCCUUUGGAGCCCUAAUCGCCAUGACGAUCCUAUCCGCCGUGCUCGGACACGCAGUCCCGACAUUACUACCGAAACGCUUCACGACUUUCGCCGCGGCGGUGUUGUUCCUUGUUUUCGGCGCGAGGGGGUUGAGGGAGGGGUUGGCGAUGUCGGGGGAUGAGGGGGUGGGGGAGGAGAUGAGGGAGGUGGAGGCUGAGUUGGAGGAGAAGGAGCAUUCGCUCGCUCGGCAUUCUAGUCGGCGGGAGAGCGGGAAGCUGGAUGAUCCGUAUACCCUCGAGUCCGGGCGGCGGGAACCCUCACCCCCUUCCUCCCGCUCCCCGAGUCCGAGCAGCAGACGACCAGCAUCCCGGAACCUAUCCGGUGGCCUCACAAACUUGUUAGGAUUGGUACUCAGCCCCGCCUGGGUGCAGACGUUCAUCAUGACCUUCCUAGGCGAAUGGGGCGAUCGCAGCCAAAUCGCUACCAUAGCGAUGGCGGCGGGACAGGAUUACUGGUGGGUCACUCUGGGGGCGAUCACGGGACAUGCGUGUUGUACUGGUCUUGCAGUCGUGGGGGGCAGGGCGUUGGCGGGACGGGUGAGCAUGAGAGUUGUCACGAUAGGUGGCGCCGUCGCCUUCCUCGUCUUCGGCGUGAUUUACAUGUACGAGUGCAUCGUCGACGCCUAA
Recurvomyces mirabilis is the source of this 1839-nucleotide messenger RNA. It is a transcript of the gene GDT1, whose product is annotated as GCR1-dependent translation factor 1. The record is from RefSeq and is a predicted model, not a curated record. Gene Ontology annotation, molecular function: calcium ion transmembrane transporter activity; manganese ion transmembrane transporter activity. NCBI's taxonomy places the organism in Eukaryota, Fungi, Ascomycota, Dothideomycetes, Mycosphaerellales, Teratosphaeriaceae. The transcript is spliced from 2 exons. Gene Ontology annotation, biological process: manganese ion transmembrane transport; Golgi calcium ion homeostasis; calcium ion transmembrane transport. Gene Ontology annotation, cellular component: Golgi apparatus; fungal-type vacuole membrane. The coding region runs from base 1 to 1839 and encodes 612 amino acids.